AGCUCAUCUUCCCAACCUAGUCGUCUAAUCCUUCCAAGCAAGCGUGUUACCAACAGCUCCUUUAUUUGGGUCAGCUCGGGUUCAAUGCCUUGGGCCGGCCCAACACUGACCUUGGGAUGUCCAUGGGUUCCACAACGCACCUGGGCACACGGGUUGGGAUGCCCGGCAGAGUUCCAGGUCAGUUUUUUCUUUGCUACCAUCUCCUCUAUGGAUUCCGAUCCUUUGCCUCUGUCUUCUAGCCCCACUCUGAAAGACCAGCUGAUUAAUUCUGGCCAGGAUCAGGGUCCCUCUUGUCCGCCACAGCCGUCACCGGCAGCUACAUCUAGCAUGGGACAACAUCAAGGCUUUGCCGAUGCCACUGAUAUGGUUGGUCGCGCCAUUGAGGUCUGGCGACCCAUCGAGCUAGAAGAGGAUACAGAAGGCGACAUGGAUCAAUAUCAGUUGUUGUGCCGCCUCACUCUGGGAGACUGGAAGAAGAAAAGAAAGCGGGUCGCAACUUCCCAUGACGAGCUGCAUCGCCCGUCCUCGAGCCACGAGGUUCACUCCCUACUCGAUCACGUGGUGAUCGAUAUAGAGGAUCAAGGGGAACCGACUCCCACAGUGGAGCUGGGGACGAUAGUGGUCAACUCUCCUUCCCGCAAAAGGGUCCAUGGGGCAGACUCGUCUGGAUGCCAUAUAGAUCAGCGACCUCCCUCCUUGCCUGCUAUGACCAUUGACAUGGAGACGGAAAUGGGGUCGAUGAGGUUCAGCGUCCCCCAUCGUUCGUCCGCGGGCUUGGAUGAGUUUCUUGUGGAGACGACGGUCGUACUCCACUCUGCCGACCAAGCUUGUCUGGAUGCCAGCUCUGACCGCGACCUAUCUGAUAUGGUCCUCUUGAAGUUCGGCCGGGUAUGCGCCUUGAGAGUCCUCCCUUUCCACUCACUAUGUUUGUCUUAUGCCUCCAAGCUUUCAACCUUUGAUGCAGGCCUCGCUUGGAGUGUGGGAGCUCGCCCGUCGAGCGACUGUCCAUCAGUCCUCCCUGGACGAGUGGCGUCAGUUUCUGCCCGGGUGGCUGAGCUAGAGGCCGAGAAGGGCGACCUGGUUUGUCGUCUUGAGGAGGCAGUCGAGACCUUCAAGGCUUCUCCGGAAUACCGUGCGACCGCCAUGGAGCAGAUGGACAAGCUGGUUGCCUCGUGGACACAAACCCGUCCUGCGGAAGAUUGGCUGGUUAAGAAGAUGGAGGUUUCCUUCUGGUUGGGGCUCUUCCAGGCCCAAAAAUUUGUUCGUCGCAAGCUAACUCUACUCCCCAAGGGGACUUCUCUUCUCGACUUUGACCUCCCCCCUUCUUGCGACAACAUCCGGGAUUUUGACCCUGCGCCCUACAAGGAUGAAUAAAGCAGACUCGUGCGACUCUGAGGGUGAGAGCGAGGAAGUUGGCUGGAGCGACCAAGGUAACCAGGUCGGCCAAAAGGAGGGGGCUAUAUAUCCAGACGACGGACACAGCUGAUGGAGACCCCAAUGCUAGCUUCUGAACGACCAACCUCGUCUAUUUCCCUUCUGAACUUGUAAAAACUCCUAUGUAUUAAGGUUUUGCCACUAAUUGGAUUUGUAUCACUCAACAACUGUUUGGUUUA
Molecule: messenger RNA, 1613 nt
Organism: Cuscuta campestris
Lineage: Eukaryota; Viridiplantae; Streptophyta; Magnoliopsida; Solanales; Convolvulaceae
Source: the annotation of a GenBank genome assembly